Molecule: messenger RNA, 5804 nt
Organism: Pteronotus mesoamericanus
Lineage: Eukaryota; Metazoa; Chordata; Mammalia; Chiroptera; Mormoopidae
Product: leucine-rich repeat transmembrane protein FLRT2
Exons: 2
Coding region: 1146-3128 (660 amino acids)
Molecular function (GO): protein binding
Source: RefSeq, a predicted model, not a curated record
GGAGUGGAGGAGCGCAGGAGCGGCGGAGGCGAUCCCGCGAAUUCAUUACUGUAAACAUCUCCCGGGGGUGUCAGGAGGGGUGGGGGUGGGGGCCGCGGCGCCUACAUAGCCCGGCCGCGUCGGAUCCAGGCAGCAGUGAGGUCGGAGCAGCCUCCGGACCCACGCGGGACCGACGCAGCACAGAGAGCGAGCCCCGCGCAGCACCCCACUCCGGGCUCCGCGCGGUCGGCACCGGGGCGUCGGAGGCGCGCCCGCCCGGCUCUCCAGACGUCUCUCGGGGUCCUCCGUCUCAGAGGAGCCUCAGUACGACGGGGCAGAUUUCCACCGCCUUCCCCGCUCGUCCUCUUUCUUUCGGGACUCGUUGGCUCCGCGGAGGCGGAGAGGGGGAGGCAGAGGAGCAGAAGGGGCGGGGGCCGCGGCGGCCGGAGCCAAGAGAAAGUGGCAUGCCCGAGCCCUGGAGGCGGAGGUGGCGGAGGACGGGGGAAGACGAUGCCGCGGCUCCGUAGGGGAGAAAGGCGAGAGCGAGCGAGGCGAGUGGGGCGCCCGGGCGCCAGCCGGCUGCGGGGAGGCUCGCGCCGCUCUGAGGCUCCAGCCUCCGCAUCCCCGCGCCCCGACGCUGCAGGCGACAGGGCCGGGCUCCGGCAGCCGCCACCGUCGCCUCUGCCGCCACCCGGAGGACCGAGCAAAAGUUUGGAGCUGAGGGAGGACGCGGCGCUGAGCGGGAUUAACACCAGGGCUAGAAGGAUACCUCGAGAGCCUUUGCAGAUUGCAGAUUGAGCUUCACUGAGAAGUUCCCAGACUGCCCAACGCUGUUUUGACGAACAACGGAAGACGGGUGUUCUGCCUGCCCACCAGGCCCCCUGUUGACCGCUGAUAACUUGCCUUCAUUGCUCGCUGGUGUAGGAAAUUCUCUCUGUUGAAUUUUUAACAUCUUUUUUUGCACAUGGAGGACAACAGCAAGGAGGUCAACACAGGCUGGUAAGACCAGAGACCGCAGGAAGAUUCUUCUACCGUGGGCCUUUGGGACUUUUCCUCUAGUUGGAUUUCUGGACUCUGACAGAACUCCAUCCGGUCAUUUUGGAUUUGCCAUCUAUUUUUGGUUUUCGUUUCCCCACCACAUUGUAUUUGCUUUCUGUACUUCAGAAAUGGGCCUACAGACCACACAGUGGCCCAGCCAUGGGGCUUUUUUCCUGAAAUCUUGGCUUCUCAUUUCUCUGGGGCUCUCUUCACAAGUGUCAAAACUCCUGGCGUGCCCCAGCGUGUGCCGCUGUGACAGGAACUUUGUCUACUGUAACGAGCGAAGCUUGACCUCAGUGCCUCUUGGGAUCCCGGAGGGCGUAACCGUACUCUACCUCCACAACAACCAAAUUAAUAAUGCUGGAUUUCCUGCAGAACUGCACAACGUACAGUCGGUGCACACGGUCUACCUUUAUGGCAACCAACUGGAUGAAUUCCCCAUGAACCUUCCCAAGAAUGUUCGAGUUCUCCAUUUGCAGGAAAACAACAUUCAGACCAUUUCACGAGCAGCUCUUGCCCAGCUCUUGAAGCUUGAAGAGCUACACCUGGAUGACAACUCUAUAUCCACAGUGGGGGUGGAAGAUGGCGCCUUCCGGGAGGCCAUUAGUCUCAAGUUGUUGUUUCUAUCCAAGAAUCAUCUGAGCAGUGUACCUGUUGGGCUUCCUGUGGACUUGCAAGAGCUGAGAGUGGACGAAAAUCGAAUCGCUGUCAUAUCAGACAUGGCCUUUCAGAACCUCACGAGCUUGGAGCGUCUGAUCGUGGAUGGGAACCUCCUGACCAACAAAGGCAUUGCCGAGGGCACCUUCAGCCAUCUCACUAAGCUCAAGGAAUUUUCAAUUGUAAGGAAUUCUCUCUCCCACCCACCAUCUGACCUCCCAGGUACGCACCUGCUCCGGCUGUAUCUGCAGGACAACCAGAUAAAUCACAUCCCUUUGACAGCCUUCUCGAAUCUCCGUAAGCUGGAACGGCUGGAUAUAUCCAACAACCAGCUGCGCAUGUUGACUCAAGGGGUCUUUGACAAUCUCUCCAACCUGAAGCAACUCACUGCUCGGAAUAACCCCUGGUUUUGCGACUGCAGUAUUAAAUGGGUCACAGAAUGGCUCAAAUCCAUCCCUUCAUCUCUCAAUGUCCGAGGUUUUAUGUGCCAAGGCCCUGAGCAAGUCCGGGGGAUGGCUGUCAGGGAGUUGAAUAUGAAUCUCUUGUCCUGUCCCACCGUGACCCCCCGCCUGCCUGUCUUCACCUCAGCCCCUAGUACAGCGUCUCCUACAACUCAGCCUCCCACGCUGUCUGUCUUAACCCCGAGCAAAAGCUAUACGCCUCCAACUCCUACCACCUCCAAACUUCCCACAAUACCUGACUGGGAUGGCAGAGAAAGAGUGACCCCACCAAUUUCUGAACGGAUCCAGCUCUCUGUCCAUUUUGUGAAUGACACUUCCAUUCAAGUCAGCUGGCUGUCUCUCUUUACUGUGAUGGCAUACAAACUCACAUGGGUGAAAAUGGGCCACAGUUUAGUUGGAGGCAUUGUUCAAGAACGCAUAGUCAGUGGGGAAAAGCAACAUUUGAGCCUGGUUAAUUUGGAGCCCAGAUCCACGUAUCGGAUUUGUUUGGUGCCACUGGAUGCUUUUAACUACCGAGCUGUAGAAGACACCAUUUGUUCGGAGGCCACCACCCACGCCUCCUAUUUGAACAAUGGCAGCAACACUGCUUCCAGCCACGAGCAAACGACCUCCCACAGCAUGGGCUCCCCUUUUCUGCUGGCGGGCCUGAUCGGGGGUGCCGUGAUAUUUGUGCUCGUGGUCUUGCUCAGCGUCUUUUGCUGGCACAUGCACAAAAAGGGACGCUACACCUCCCAGAAGUGGAAAUAUAACCGAGGCCGGCGGAAAGAUGACUACUGUGAGGCAGGCACCAAGAAGGACAACUCCAUCCUGGAGAUGACAGAAACCAGCUUUCAGAUCGUCUCCUUAAAUAACGAUCAGCUCCUUAAAGGAGAUUUCAGACUGCAGCCCAUUUACACCCCAAAUGGGGGCAUUAAUUACACAGACUGCCACAUCACCAACAACAUGCGAUACUGCAACAGCAGUGUGCCAGACCUGGAGCACUGCCACACGUGACGGCCAAGGUCCGGUGUUACACAGGCGAACAGUAAAACUCCCAAGAACACACACGUGUGUGCACAUAGACACGCAAAUUACAUUUGAUAAAUGUUACCCAGAUGCAUUUGUGCAUUUGAAUACUCUGUAAUUUAUACGGUGUACUAUAUAAUGGGAUUUAAAAAAGUGCUAUCUUUUCUAUUUCAAGUUAAUUACAAACAGUUUUGUAACUCUUUGCUUUUUAAAUCUAAAAAAAAAAAUAGUUGCUGAAGUACUGUACAGGGUUGUACAAAGAGAACCCGAAGCCAAGGCAAAAGAACGAGUGAUUCUUCCUUAUGAUGCACAUUAACCACUUGGCUGUUGAAGCUGUCAAAAUGAAUUCUUUUUCUAGAGCUGGUGGUCAGAUGAAAGGGCAGAUGAAAGUGGAUUCAUCAGGGUAGGCUAAAUAAAAGGGGUCUAACAAAAAAUGACCCAGAUAUCUUCAUGCUAUUUCUAUACUUCCUGGUCAGGAAGAAAAGUAAAAAAAAAAAAAAAAAAAAGAAAAAGAAAAAAAAGAAAUCCAAAAUAUAUAAGAAUGGAGGUAGUUACCCUCAUUUGACCCAAAACAGGAAAUGGAGAAAGCAUCGCGAGGAAGUCAGUUCCUGUGAGAUAAGGUAACUCAGCUUGGCGGAAGCAAAAACACAAGACGAGUUUUGAAAAGACCCUUAAACCUGGGGGUUGGCAUUCUUGCCAGGAACUUAAAAAUCACUCUCAAUGCUUCCCUGGCGCUUUGUGAUAACAGAGGUAGAGACCUCAGUCUGAUUUUAGUCAUCUUCAGGGACAGGUAAAACGUCCCAGCAAGAAAAUUCCCUUUAAAAGUGUGACUAUUCAAAAUUAUAUGUCAGGUUGAAUCACAUUCAACAGAGAUAUAUUCUAGAAUACUUUUUUUAGAAGAUGCUAAUAAAAAUAAUGGGAAGAUUAUAUUGAAUGGAAUUAUUUUUGAUAAUGAGAAUUAUUUCUUUGGGUAGAUUCACUGCAGCUAUCUCAACAUGAUAUUUAGACCAACAAGGGAUCAAUGUUUGAAUAUAUUACAACAACUUGUUAUCAAUACCAUUUAGACAAAAGCAGGUGAUCACUGUUUCUGCUAUACUGUGUCAAUUGCCUUUGUUAGUAUCAUGUUGAAAUAGCUUGAAUUAAUACUGUUACCCCCUCACAAAUUCUUGUCUUCCAAUCACCCCACAUAUAUUUUCAUAAUUAGCUAUUUAUGCUGUUCGUUUUUCUCCCUCCCCUCCCUGUUCAAAAUUUGAAAGAGUAUUACGAUGCCAGUCUUGGUUGCACAAAAUAUUCAUGUAUACUUAUAUAAUUAAAAAUGUACAUUAAUUUUCACCACUAAAAUUCUGUUAAGGACACAUCAAACCUGGCCAAAAUAAGGUAUUUUUUUAAAGCAUCAUCGUUUUUCCCCCUUGGAUUGACAUUGAUUCUGUCCCCUUUUUUUUUUUUAAUUUUAUUUAUUCCUUUUCAAUCUUGGAUAUUUCUCUUCUUUGGGACUAGUGUAGGGAUGAUCACUCUUCUAUUAACAGGAUAACAGAUGAAAAAUGAACAAGUCAGACAGGGGUUGUUCCCUUAAUCUUGGCAGAGCUGGGCACAGAGCAGAGGGUGGAGCAGAGUAGAGAAGAGAGGGGAUAUUCAUGCUUCAGCCCAGAAGGCAUAUAUAAUUUACUCUUUUCCUUCCCUUAGAUUUAGAAGGGCUAUAGAUCGCAUAUGUUAUCUACAAAAUACACCCUUGGAAAGUUCUUUUCAUUAUCAGAUUUUGGCAUUUCACUCUAUGUUACAUAUUUCUUCUACCACCGGUUAUUGUUUAGGAACUCAUACAGUUAAUGUCAUGAUCAUUUUGUGCACUCACUCUCUCUCUCUCACACUCAAUUUAAAAAAAAAAUAGAACUGUGAUGUGUCUUAUUUGUAAAAUUUUAGGUAUAAAAUGCUAUGCAAGUUUUUCUUUAUAGUAAGAGCUUUAUUUUCUUUAAUAAUAGAGCCCCAACUUAUGUUUUAUUCUCCCUUAUCCCUCAGAAUAAGCAGAAAAUAAAAUUGAAGAUACAAUGCUCUAGACACAAGAAUUGAAACCGUGCAGUCAGUUGAGCCAAAAUUAACUAUGAAUUAAUUUCACUUAAUUCUACAGUGAUUUUGGUUUCCAUUUUAGUUGAUUAGCUAGUGAGUGUGGCUGUGGCUUUUCGGAGCUGGGUCCACGCAGUGAAGGGAUAAGACCAUCUGUGAAGGUGAUCGGCGAAGCAGUAAGCCAUCUAAAGUCAGGACAUUGACAUGGGGUUUUGUGUAAUUAACUGAAUAAUUCCCUUCCACUGCCCUCUUCCCCUUGGCUGUGUAGAUAAAACUAUGUGCUCAAAUGAUGGUACUUUGAGGUUUUCUUUCUUUUAUUCACAAGAUAAUCCUUAUUUAUUUGUGUUGUGUGUAUAACCCCUAGCGGGAUAUCUGGCUGCUGAAAUUAUCUGCUCUGGGCCAAGAAGACCAAGGCUGGAGGGGUGUCUUUACUGUCUUAUGGGAUUCACGGAAUCAUCUGGGGCUUAGGUGGUACAUUGGGGAUCUAGUCUUGUGAAGUGCUUAGGAUGACCUUAAAGGUUCCUUAGCUAGAAGGUGUUCCUGAAGAGGUAGAAUCUGACAUCCUGCUUCGCUCUCAUGUUGUGCCCAACAUGGCGAAGUGAGCAA